Messenger RNA from Ipomoea triloba (trilobed morning glory), 2321 nucleotides. RefSeq names its product WD repeat-containing protein 26 homolog. The record is from RefSeq and is a predicted model, not a curated record. The transcript is spliced from 5 exons. Lineage: Eukaryota; Viridiplantae; Streptophyta; Magnoliopsida; Solanales; Convolvulaceae. The coding region runs from base 270 to 2018 and encodes 582 amino acids. Gene Ontology annotation, molecular function: protein binding.
CACCGUAUAUUGAAUAUGAAUAGAAAAUUGUAAUAUCCACGGUUCAAUUUCUUCCAUCUUCUUUCCAAAUCCCUUGCCCCACCCUACCGCCAUUAUCAAGAAUCAAUUUUUCUUAGAGAACUAUUAGAUAGCCAAGCAUCAAUCAAGACAUUGCUUGCCCACAGAAUCCAGUGAAGGUUCUACUUAUUUGUUGGAGGGCAUAGAAUUACUAUUUGGAUCUUUUGUCUGUAUUUAUAUUUCAGUCAUAUAUGGACUGAUUUAUACAGUUCAUGGGAGGUGUAGAGGAUGAUGAACCGCCAUUCAAACGUGUGAAGGUAUCUUCAGGAGAACUGGGAGAACUCUUGAACGGAAAGUCUCUUAGAGAUCCCACAAAUUGUUCAUUGAGUGACUGUUCAAUGGCUCGGUCCCUAGUUUGUGAAGGGGACUAUGAUGUUGUUGGUUCGAAAGGAAUUGUCAAGAAAGUUGAAUUUGUUCAAAUCAUAGCUGAGGCAUUAUAUUCUCUUGGUUAUAAGAAAACAGGGGCACAGCUAGAGGAGGAGUCGGGGAUACAUUUGCACUCCUCAGUUGUAAAUUUGUUUAUGCAGCAAAUCCUCGAUGGAAAAUGGGAUGAAAGUGUAAUCACAUUGCAUAGGCUUGGUAUUGUGGAUCAAACCACUGUAAAGUUGGCAUCUUUUGUAUUGUUUGAGCAGAAACUACUUGAACUUCUUGGUAGUGAAAAUGUCAUGGGCGCUUUGAAGACUUUAAGGACUGAGAUUGCCCCUCUAGGCGUAAACCAUAAUAGAGUACGUGAGCUUUCCUCCUGUAUCUUGUCUCAUUCACAGCAGGUUCAUGUUGGCAUAUCAGGCGAGAACAUUGUCAGAAUGAAGUCGAGAUCAAAACUGCUUGAGGAAUUGAAGGGAUUGCUUCCUCCUACAGUAAUGAUACCUGAGAAAAGAUUGGUGCAUCUUGUUGAACAGGCCCUUGAGUUACAAUUAGAUGGUUGUAGGUUUCACAACUCUUUGGCUGGAGAAAUGUCAUUACUCACUGAUCAUCAGUGUGGCAAAGAUCAAAUCCCUUCUCAAACUUUACAGAUCCUGCAGGGGCAUAGUGAUGAAGUCUGGUUCUUGCAAUUUUCGCACAAUGGAAAAUUCUUGGCCUCAUCAUCAGCAGAUUCUUCUGUUAUUAUAUGGGAGGUCAAAGUGGAUGGUCGAGUCUCCUUGAAGCAUCGGUUUUCUGCAAACCAAAAACCUGUCUCCUAUAUUUCAUGGAGCCCUGAUAACAAUCAGAUUCUUACUUGUGGAGCGGAGGAAGUAGUUAGACGCUGGGAUGUUCAAUCCGGGGAAUGUGUUCAUAUUUAUGAGAAAAGUGAGCUUGGUUUAAUAUCUUGUGGAUGGUCUCCCGAUGGCAAAACGAUAUUUACUGGCGUUACUGAUAAAAGCAUUAGCAUGUGGGAUCUCGAUGGAAAUGAGUUGGAAUGUUGGAAAGGGCAAAGGACUAUUAGAACGUCUGAUAUUGGGAUCACUACCGAUGGGAAACAGAUCAUUUCUGUUCAUAAAGAUAAAACGAUACUAUUAUUUGGAUGGGAAUCAAAAGCAGAGAAAUCAAUUAAGGAGGAUCAAGAUAUAACCUCAUUUGUAUUAUCCAGGGACAGCAAGUACCUUUUGGUUAGUCUGCUUAACCAAGAAAUUCAUCUUUGGAAUAUCGAUGGAAGUGUGACAUGCAUAGCCAAAUUUAAAGGCCACAAACGCAAUCGCUUUGUUGUAAGGUCCUGUUUUGGUGGAUUAGAUGACGCAUUUAUUGCAAGCGGAAGUGAGGACUCGCAGGUCUAUAUAUGGCAUAGAAGCUCGGGAGAACUUGUCGGGACAUUGCAUGGGCAUUCGGGGACUGUCAACUGUGUGAGCUGGAAUGGAGCAAACCCUCAUAUGCUGGCCUCUGCAAGUGAUGAUCGAACAAUUCGGAUAUGGGGAUUGAAGCAGCUAAACAUGAAGCAAAACAGUACGGUUUGUAAUGGUGUCCACCAUUGCAAUGGUGGAUCAUGAAACUGUGGUGUUUUACCUAAGUAAGGCGGUUUCUUCCAUUGAUGGUUGCUUUCAUGUAAAUUCUUUACAGGUAAAUGUGCGGCAAAACUGUACCGUCAGUACGGUUAGUAACGGUGUCCACCAUUGCAAUGGUGGAUCAUGAAACUGGUGUUUUACCUAAAGUGGUUUCUUCCAUUGAUGAUUGCUUUCGUGUAAAUUCUUUUACUGCCUACUUCUUUGUCAACCUGACUUGUUAUAUCUAACAAGAAUGUGGAGUGCACAUUCACUUACAGUAAUAAAUUCCAGACUGUUUUCUUUGUAGCA